Messenger RNA from Fulmarus glacialis (Northern fulmar), 2453 nucleotides. Its product is annotated as laminin subunit beta-4-like. Gene Ontology annotation, biological process: substrate adhesion-dependent cell spreading; cell migration; basement membrane assembly. The transcript has 13 exons. Gene Ontology annotation, molecular function: extracellular matrix structural constituent. The record is from RefSeq and is a predicted model, not a curated record. Gene Ontology annotation, cellular component: laminin trimer. NCBI's taxonomy places the organism in Eukaryota, Metazoa, Chordata, Aves, Procellariiformes, Procellariidae. The annotation marks the transcript as partial.
GCAAUCAGUGUGACGAGUGUCCUAGCGGGUUCUACAAAAACCCAGGCAGCCCCAGGCUUGACUGUGCACCAUGUCCCUGCAACAACAACAUCGAUGUGACGGACCCAGAGUCCUGUAACAGGGUCACCGGGGAAUGCACCAAGUGUUUACACAACACCCAUGGAACAAACUGCCAGUUCUGCAAACCAGGGUAUUUUGGCUCAGCCCUCAAUCAAAACUGUCGAAGGUGCACGUGCAAUCCUGUGGGUGUUCACCGUGCCAUGUGCCCGGGGGGGGACGCAGCCUGUCUGUGUGACCCAGCCACGGGAGCUUGCCCUUGCCUGCCCAACGUGGUGGGUGCCACAUGUGACCAGUGUGCCUCUGGCUACUGGGACCUGGCUAGUGGAAAAGGAUGUCAGAUCUGUGACUGUGAUCCAAAAAACUCCCAAAGCAACCAGUGCAACCAGCUUACAGGCCAGUGUCCAUGUAAGCGAGGUUACAGCGGAAGAUGUUGCGAUGAAUGUGAGGAAAAUUACUUCGGCAAUCCCCAGACGCAUUGCAUUUCGUGCGAGUGUAACCCAGAGGGAACCAGCCAGCCCAAGUGUGACAAAGCCACUGGCGCAUGUAACUGCCGCGCUGGCGUCACCGGCCGGUUCUGCGACCAGUGUGGCCGUGGCUUUGAGAAAGACUUUCCCUCUUGCCGUCAGUGUCAUCUUUGUUUUGAUCAGUGGGACACUGAAAUUACUGCCCUCGCUCAGACUGUUCAGGGAUUAAUGAGGUUUGCUGCAAAUCUUGAAGAUAAAGGAGGACGAAUGCCCAGCUGUGACAUGCGCUUCAAAGCCUUUGAAGAUGCCAUUUCUGAAAUUGAAAGAAUUUUGAGACAUCCUGUUCUUUCACUGCGGGCCCUCCCAGGCAUCAAGGAUUUUCAGGGCUACGUUCAACAAAAAGUUGCACAAAUGGAUCCCCUUCACGGCACGCUGUAUGAGUUUCCUGACCUUAACAAGAACAUAGAAGACAUUGGGGAAGAAGCUGACCUAGUGUAUGAACUUCUACAACAGAAAAUACAUCUGCAUCAAAGUUUUCAUUACUUGAACUUCAAAGAGGCCAUCAGCAACAUUAGGAAACACUUUGAAGUAUCAUUGCUGGCAGAGCGGAAGAUCAGUGGGACAACCCCUAUCGUAAGAUACUCAGAGUACACCAGGAACCACGCGCUCGCUGUGUUGGGACAUCAGGCCUUGAAAGAAAGCAACGUGCUGGAGCAGCUCAAGAUGAUCAAGAGCCCCAACAUCCAAAACUUGAAUGAAAAGAUCUGUGGUGUGCCAGGAGACCAGCCUUGUGUCACAGCAGCCUGCGGGGGAGCUUUGUGCCGGGACAGUCACCGACUCAGGCAGUGUGGUGGCCCAAACUGCAGCGGAGCUCUUCCUCUCUCCACUGAUGCCUUCAGAAAAGCUGAGGAGACUGCUGUGUUGCUAAGUAACUUGACUACUCAGUUACGGGAACCUGAGAAUCAGGUUGAAAGCAUUAGAAAAAUGGCAGAAGACAGCAAGUUGAAAGGCUCACAAUUUAAUGGGCAACUGGAGACAGCUAAGAAUCAAAUUGAAGUUGACCAAGAGAUCACUAAGGAGUUCAUCCGAAAAGUAAAAGACUUCUUGUUAGAUGAGAGCGCACCUCCAGAAGACAUUGAGAAGGUGGCAAAUUAUGUUCUGCAAAUAAACCUUCCCCUGACUCCACGAGAGUUCACAGGGAUGCUUGGUAAAAUCAGGAGCAUUAUGAACCCUUGUGAGAAGUACAAACUGAAUGAGCGCAAGAGAAACAGAAAAAGGGAGGAAGCUCAGACGCUGCUGGUGGAGGCACAAGAAGCCGACAAAGCAGCUAAAGCUCUUCCGCCUGUGGAUGAAAUCAAUAAUAAACUAAAAAAUGUUGUGAAGUCCCAAGGACACUCCAAAAACACCUUCAUAAAGUUAAAUGAAGAGAUACGAGGCAUCAAAACACAAAUCUCACAGGCUGAGAACCAAAUGAACAAGACAAAUGACGAACUAAAUGACUUGUCAGCAAAACAGUCUGAGAUGGAAGAUGAAAUUGCCACAUUGCAGGCAAAAAUGCUGAUGAACAAGAAUGAAGCUACAAAGGCAAGAGCAGGGGCAGAAGCAGCACACAAGCAAGCCCAGAACAUUGAUAAUGAAUUUGCUGACAUUAACAGAAAGUACACCAUUCUUCAAGAAAAGCUAAAAGCCCGAGGACCUCCAAAAGUAACACUAGAAAAAGUGAAGCAGCUGAAAGAAGAAGCAGAAAAACUGGCUGAAGAGACUGAAAAAAAAAUUAAAAGAAUAACAGAUUUGGAGAAGAAGCUUCAGGACCUGAGUCAAACCAAACAAGACAAGGCAGAGCAACUGAGACAACUAGAAGAACAAGUGAUAGCCAUUAAAAAUGAAAUCAUGGAGCAGGAAAGCAAGUAUGCAACAUGCAAAAGUUAG